Messenger RNA from Vombatus ursinus (common wombat), 1360 nucleotides. It is a transcript of the gene TSSK4, whose product is annotated as testis specific serine kinase 4. The record is from RefSeq and is a predicted model, not a curated record. Gene Ontology annotation, biological process: microtubule cytoskeleton organization; intracellular signal transduction; protein phosphorylation. Gene Ontology annotation, molecular function: tau-protein kinase activity; ATP binding; protein serine/threonine kinase activity. The transcript has 4 exons. The coding region runs from base 1 to 1314 and encodes 437 amino acids. Lineage: Eukaryota; Metazoa; Chordata; Mammalia; Diprotodontia; Vombatidae. Gene Ontology annotation, cellular component: cytoplasm.
AUGUGUGCGGAACAUGGGAACAGGGGAUUCCGUAACCAGGAAGAGGAAGAAGGAACAACAGCUACUGGAGACAAAAAGAGCAGUCCACCCCUCUUCCUUCCUCUCCCCCUCCAAGUUCCUAAUAGAGAACAGAGCCCUGUGACCCCAGCCGGGGUAAAAAUACAGGCAAGCAUUUGGGGACCGGCUUCAUUUUGGCACCGCAGCCCCCAGCGGCUAAGGGCAUCAGCCUCCCUGGACGUCAAAGGCAGCUUCGGUGAACGUAGCCCUCCGCAGGUCAAUGUCACUCCUACCAGGGGGCGAUGGGAUGUCAGCCAGAUACCGAAAAAACCACCAUCAUCCCAUCAGACCCGCCACAAUGUCAUGGAAGAGUAUGGCUAUGAAAUAGGCAGGGUGAUUGGUAAUGGCUCUUACGGCACGGUCUAUGAGGCCUGUUACACUAAGCAAAGAGUCCAUGUUGCUGUCAAGGUCAUCUCCAAAAAGAAAGCUUCUGAGGACUAUCUUACCAAGUUCCUGCCCCGAGAGAUCCAGGUAAUGAAACUCUUACGGCACAAGUACCUAAUCAACUUCUACCAGGCCAUUGAGACCACAUCUCGUGUGUAUAUGAUGCUAGAGCUGGCUCAGGGGGGUGAUGUUCUUGACUGGAUCCAGCGCUUUGGGGCCUGCUCCGAGCACCUUGCCGGCAAGUGGUUCUCCCAACUCACCCUGGGCAUCGCUUACCUGCACAGCAAGGGCAUCGUGCACCGCCCCUGCCUGACCCCCAGGCCUUCUGCUGCUGGUAGGGACCUAAAGUUGGAGAACAUGUUGCUGGAUAAGCGGGAAAAUGUGAAGAUCUCUGACUUCGGCUUUUCCAAGAUGGUGUCAACUGAUAUCCAGACCCAGGAGAGACCUUCCCAACACCUCACAGGCUGCUUUUCCCACCUCAGCCGGACCUACUGUGGUAGUUUCGCCUAUGCCUGCCCAGAGAUCUUGCUGGGGUUGCCCUACAACCCUUUCCUCUCCGACAUCUGGAGCAUGGGUGUCAUUCUCUAUACCCUGGUUGUUGCCCGUCUACCCUUCGAUGACACCAACCUAAAAAGGCUGCUUCGACAGACUCAGAAGGAGGUCACCUUCCCAACUAACCACCUUAUCUCUCAGGAGUGCAAGAACCUGAUUCACACGAUGCUGCACCAGGCUGUCAAUCGUGCUACCAUCCUGGACAUCGUCAAGAACCCCUGGGUGCUCAAGUUUCAGCCAGCUCGGCCUCACCAUGAAAUCCAGUUGCUAGAGGUCCUGUGUCUACCACAAAACUCCACCACUACCGAUACUGCAAGUUGAGCAGGACUGGUGAAGAAGGCAGAAGAGGGGGUUAAGGCAGGAAGUU